This is a messenger RNA of Castor canadensis (American beaver), 2580 nucleotides long. NCBI's taxonomy places the organism in Eukaryota, Metazoa, Chordata, Mammalia, Rodentia, Castoridae. The record is from RefSeq and is a predicted model, not a curated record.
CGCACUUCCUCCCGGCGUCCCCCGCGGCGGGAAAGAGUCGAGCGGGCUCGAGGCCGACGCGACUAACCUCUUCGCCGUCGCCGCUUCUGCUGUCGCCGUCUUGCGAGAAACUGUUGCGGCCGCCCCCGCUGGCCACCAUGUCCGCCCAGGCGCAGAUGAGGGCCCUGCUGGACCAACUCAUGGGCACGGCUCGGGACGGUUCAGUGUAUCUUUGCCUGCCUACAUCAAUCUGCAAGGGAGUUGCAGAAAAGCCUCAUGUUCAUCGAGCCGUGAGUCACAACCAAUUUCUAAGCUGUUAUAACAAAAAAGUGUUUGCUUUUUUUCACAAGUAACUUUAAAAGUGUAGUUUAGAAAGAAAACAUUUUCAAUAAAAAAAGACACUACAUUAAUCCUGGAUGCUUGCAAAUCCUAAAAUAUAUUCCUCCUUGACUUAUUACACAAUUCUGUGUCCUAUACACAGAUUAGCUUUAAAAUUUGUCACAUACCACUUUGCCUUUGCUUUUAUGUAUCAUUCCCCCUGACUUCCUUACUGCAGGUGUGGGCAAGAAAACUUUUCCUUUAAAACUUUUCAACAGCGGGCAUAAAAUUCUGCAGCUGAGUUCUUGAAGAAUGCAGAUGGGUACAGUAUGUGUUGCAGCUCACAGUGUGUAUUGACUAACCUAGUUCCUUCUUGCUUUUUUGGUAUUGUCUUGUUAAAAGUGACUCCCUGGUGCCAACUUUCUUUUUUAAGGGUGGGAAUGAAAGGGCCAUAGGAAGAAUACAUCUAGAUUAUUUAAUAGUCAGUGAUAGAGUUUGAAGGCUUUCUUCUUCAUGUAAUUUUGGGCAAAACAUCAUCUAUGCAUUUGUUCAUACAAAGAUUAGAUUAAUAAGUAGCUUUCGUUGGUGGAAAUUACCAGCUAUAAGUCAUACGUGGUGAUUCAUGGCACUCUGAUAACAUGGGUUUUGGUAUCAUGUACACGUAGCCCACUUGUAUAUGUUGGGCUAGUGGCCUUUGGUGCUCAGCCUUUUACUUUUGACUCCUUGACUUUGGCACAAUGAUGGAGUCAGAUCUCAUUAAGUGUGAUUCUUCAAGAUAUACUUAACCUCAGAAAAAUCUGUAUUCCAUUCAUGUUGUAAAUUAUUUUUAGAUCAGCUUUUCAGUGUAUGUGAUGGGGUGAACACAGAAAUGAUAGUCUGCAAAUCAUCCAGAUGAAUUGUUGUACCAGAUACCCUAUUGUGCUUAACAUGAUAAUACUGUCUUAUUUAAAACCACAAAUGAAUUUCAGGAGAUGAAACCAGACAGAGGGUCAAGUUUACAGAUGACCGUGUCUGCAAGAGUCACCUUCUGGACUGCUGCCCCCAUGAUAUCCUGGCUGGGACGCGGAUGGAUUUAGGAGAAUGUACCAAAAUCCAUGACUUGGCCCUCCGAGCAGAUUACGAGAUUGCAAGUAAAGAAAGAGAUCUGUUUUUUGAAUUGGACGCAAUGGAUCACUUGGAAUCCUUCAUUGCAGAAUGUGAUCGGAGGACUGAGCUUGCCAAGAAAAGGCUGGCAGAAACACAGGAGGAAAUCAGUGCAGAAGUUUCUGCAAAGGCAGAAAAAGUACAUGAGUUGAAUGAAGAAAUAGGAAAACUUCUUGCUAAAGCUGAGCAGCUAGGAGCUGAAGGAAAUGUGGAUGAAUCCCAGAAGAUUCUUAUGGAAGUGGAGAAAGUUCGUGCGAAGAAAAAAGAAGCUGAGGAAGAAUACAGAAAUUCCAUGCCUGCAUCCAGUUUUCAACAGCAAAAGCUGCGUGUCUGUGAAGUCUGUUCAGCCUACCUUGGUCUUCAUGACAACGACCGUCGUUUGGCAGACCACUUCGGGGGCAAGUUACACUUGGGGUUCAUUCAGAUCCGAGAGAAACUUGAUCAGCUGAGGAAAACUGUGGCUGAAAAGCAGGAGAAAAGAAAUCAAGACCGCUUGAGGAGAAGAGAGGAGCGAGAGCGGGAGGAGCGGCUGAGCAGGAGAUCUGGAUCAAGAACUAGAGAUCGAAGAAGGUCACGCUCCCGGGAUCGGCGUCGGAGGCGGUCAAGAUCUGCCUCCCGAGAGCGACGGAAGUUAUCCCGGUCACGGUCCCGAGAUAGACAUCGGCGCCACCGCAGCCGUUCCCGGAGCCACAGCCGGGGUCACCGCCGGGCUUCCAGGGACAGGAGUGCGAAAUACAAGUAACUACUCUGACUCCUUCAGUAGCUGCAGCCAGGAGUUCUCCAGGGAACGACCAUCUAGAGAGGAGUCCUGGGAGUGUGGGCGGAGUGAGCGAGGAUCCACUGACUGGAGGCUGGAGAGCUCCAAUGGGAAGACUACUUCACGGAAGUCAGAGGAAAAGGAGGCUGGUGAAAUCUGAAUCCAGGCUCUAGCGCUGUAAAUAGUCUGACAAACGCUCAGCACAGCCUAAAAUUACCCUUUAUAUUUGCUGAAUACAACUCAUCUUUUGUAGUUUAAAAUUUCUAUUGUUUGGCACUAGCUGUGAGUUUCUAGAGUUUAAGUACAGAGUUCCUCCUGUGUUUAGGGUUAUGUUGCAUAGGAAUAAAUAAACCUGGGGGCUGACAGCUGCACGGGGUCUGCUG